This is a messenger RNA of Thamnophis elegans (Western terrestrial garter snake), 2294 nucleotides long. It is a transcript of the gene TMEM62, whose product is annotated as transmembrane protein 62. The coding region runs from base 106 to 2046 and encodes 646 amino acids. The transcript has 14 exons. Gene Ontology annotation, molecular function: hydrolase activity. Lineage: Eukaryota; Metazoa; Chordata; Lepidosauria; Squamata; Natricidae. The record is from RefSeq and is a predicted model, not a curated record.
AGUGGCGUAGGAGCCCGCAGAGCCGGCAGCCGGGCGGGCGGAAGCGGGUGGCUGUGGCCCGUUGCCGAUGGAAGAUCGGGACCGUUGAUUCACGCCUGGCAGUAGAUGUGGAAGAGGCGGACGAAAAUGCUGCGAUUGUUGGCUGGGCUGCUGGCGGUCGCGAUGGUGACGGUGACAGUAUUGAUGGAUCGGUACAGUUUUGGGGGGGCCCAACAACCCCGGGUCCCAGUUCGCUCAUUCGCUCCCGAGCCGGCUCCCGGGGAUGAAGCCAACAACCUUUUCUGGGUGAUUCAGGUGUCAGAUCUGCAUAUCAGUAAGUUUGUGAGUCCCAGUCGAACUUCUGAUUUUGAGAAAUUCUGUAAGGAAACAAUUCCCAUAAUCCAACCUGCUCUUACGUUAGUGACAGGUGACUUGACUGAUGCCAAAACAAAGGAUGGAUUUGGGUCUGAUCAGAUUGAGGUGGAGUGGCAAACUUAUCAGACAAUCUUAAAAAGAUCUAAGAUCAUGGAAAAAACGAAAUGGAUAGAUAUAAAAGGAAAUCAUGAUACAUUCAACAUACCUAGCCUGGAGAGUGUUCGUAAUUACUACAGAAAAUAUUCUGCAUGGCAGAAAGAUGGCUCCUUCCAUUAUGUUCAUAAAACAUCUUUUGGAAAAUAUUCUUUUAUCUGUGUGGAUGCAAGUCUUAAUCCAGGUCCCAGGAGACCCUUCAAUUUCUUUGGGAUGUUAAAUGCGAAUAAAAUGGAGGAGUUGUCUGCAUUAAUCUCAAAAAGCCAUGAGAGUAACCACACAAUUUUGUUUGGUCAUUACCCUACUUCAUCAAUCAUCUCUGUAUCUCCAGGGGUACGAGAAGCCAUGCGUUUUGCCUUAGUUUAUUUGUGUGGGCAUUUCCAUACAUUGGGUGGCCUGAUGCCUGUCCUUCAUACUCGUCAUCCUGAUGGGACUUUAGAACUGGAGUUGGGAGACUGGAAGACUAGCAGGAAGUAUCGGAUUCUUGCUUUUGAUCACGAUCUCUUCAGUUUUGCUGACCUGAAAUUUGAAGAAUGGCCUGUAGUUCUUAUCACCAAUCCUAAAUCAUACCUUUAUAGUAGCUAUGCUCAUGAACCACUGCAGAGAAUUCUUCAUUCUACCCAUAUUAGAAUUUUGGCCUUCUCUCCUUCUCCUAUCAAAUUUGUCAAGAUCAUGAUUGAUGACAUUUAUCUUGGAGAUGCUAUUCAGGUGUCUGGACCACUCUAUGUCCUGAAAUGGUCCCCCCAAAACUACAGUCACGGAUUUCAUCAGAUAGCUGUAACUGUUGCAGAUAUCAGUGGUAGAAGUGCCACUCAGUUUCAUACAUUUGCUAUGGAGGAAAACCUUUCUCUUAAAUUUGGUUUUUUGGCAUCUUGGCUGCUUCUUACUGACCACUAUAUAUGGGUACGAACACUCUUUGUAUUGACAAUUAUAUUUCAAGUUGCUUUGCUGAUUUUUUUCCGGUUUCGAGCAAAACCUAAAUUUAAAAAACCUCCGGGUGUGGCAGUACGAACCUCUUUUUCUCUUCAUGUCCUGAGCAAAAUAGAUUUAUUCUUCUACUCGUUUCUGGUGCUGAAUUUAUAUACUGUUCUAGGACCCUGGUUCAUUGGUGAGCUUAUAGAAGGUCAUGUGGGCAUCUGCUUUUCUUUUGGGUUAAUUGUUAAUGGCCAGUUCUUUGAAGGCAGCUCAACCUUCCUUGUUGGAAUUUUACAGGUGUUAUUUUUCAACCUACCACUGAUGGCGUACACAUGUUGGUGCCUGUUGCUGCGUUGCCAAGGCCAGUGUUUUCGUUCUCAUCUGUAUCUUAUCAAACCAUAUUGGACUGUGCCCAUCCAUUUAAUCAUGUUACUUCUAUUUUUCUGGCAAGUCUUUUCCUGUUACUUCUUACUGAAGACAUAUGGAAUUCUUUCUUUUUUUCUCUCUCCAAUGAGAACCUGGGUUGCUGCACUAACCCUCUUCCUGGUCUACAGAAUUUGGGCAAUGGAAUCUAUUUUGCUGAGAACCUUUACUGUAGAUAUGAAGAACUACCAAACUUCCUGAUGCUUCCUUUUUUCAGGAGCCUGAAGUAUACAUUCACUUAAACUGUUAAGUGAUAAAUCUGUGAACUACUUCUAGUUUGUAUGUCUUAUGUUCUGAUUGCAUAGGCAAUUGAUUAUGAAGGUCAGGAUUACCAUGAAACCCCUUCUGUGCUGCUCUGUAAUAAAACUUUUAGAAAAAAGUGACACUAUUUGCCUCAGGAAAUGCUUUAUUAUAUUUAUAUUAAUACUGUUUUUGACAUACUGUUUUAA